ACAUGACAGCUUUUAUUGAACGAUCUGGUUUACUUAACCACUGCCUCCCCCAUUAGGAUCUCCAGUCGCUACAUUUCCAGAACUUCGCAAUGCCAGUCUACAUGCUGUACGGCUUUAAGUGGCCGCGCGCUGGCUUCACGGGCAUCCGAGUCUACAUUGUCCUGCACAACCUGGAGGACGCAACAGCAGAGUACCUCCAGGCGCCGAUCACUACCCAGCUGCUCCUCGAGUCGUUCGCGAAGACCGAACCGGGCAUCGUAUCCCGUCUACCCGAACUCCGAUUUAUCGAACAGUAUGAUCCCGACGAUACCACCGAUGAGGCUGUCAGCAAGCCAUAUGCCUAUGUCGCGGGUAAAGUGAUUACGAUGCCAGAGUCGGGGGCACUUAGUUUGGAUGCUGAGGAGCUGGUUAAAGAGUCAGGGCUGGAUAAUGAUGCCAUGGCGGCAUUGACGGAGAUGCGAGAUAAAUAUGCCGCCGGUGAGAAGAUUGGCUGGUAUAUUGUGUAUAACGGGGAUCCAGAGAGAUGGUUCCCCCAGAUUGAGGAAGAUGACGAUGAAAGUAUGAUGUACGAAGAUGAAGAUGGGGAGACUAGUGAUUAUGGUAGCGCAUCACAACCCCCGUCAACUCCUACGACAUUUUUCCCCCAAAAGUUGACGCAGUUCUUUGGCACUAAGAAGAUCACUUGAGACGGUUAGAUGAGUGAUGUGUGGCUAUGCAAUUUACCCAAAGCCCGAUGGCUGUUAUUGUACUCGUGAACAUUGAUUCUUGGAUAUUAGAAUCACGGCAUAUUGGGUCUAUAAUUCAUUUUCAUCUCGUUAUAAGCUAAGCUCUACUUCAU
Molecule: messenger RNA, 838 nt
Organism: Aspergillus nomiae NRRL 13137
Lineage: Eukaryota; Fungi; Ascomycota; Eurotiomycetes; Eurotiales; Aspergillaceae
Product: developmental regulator FlbE
Exons: 2
Coding region: 90-686 (198 amino acids)
Source: RefSeq, a predicted model, not a curated record